Molecule: messenger RNA, 501 nt
Organism: Helianthus annuus (common sunflower)
Lineage: Eukaryota; Viridiplantae; Streptophyta; Magnoliopsida; Asterales; Asteraceae
Exons: 1
Coding region: 1-501 (166 amino acids)
Source: RefSeq, a predicted model, not a curated record
AUGGCGUGCAAAUCGCCAAUCUAUAACGGGGAAGUUGACCCGAUAAUCUGCCAAAGAUGGAUAAGUGACAUCGAAGGAGUGUUUGAACGAACCCACUGUGACGUAGGUGACUUUGUUGCUUACGGAACGGGUCAAUUGAGAAAUCAAGCCAAGGAUUUGUGGGACAAUAAAAAGAAGGAAAUGGGAGCUGAAGUGGCAAGGGUCAUGACUUGGGAUGAGUUUAAAGUACCGUUCCUUAAACACCAUAGUCCCAAAACAGUUAUCAACAGAAUCAAAGAGGAAUGUAUCCAGUUAAGACAGAAGGGAGAAUCCAUUGAUAAGAUUACGGGCAUCUUCAUGGAUAAGCUGAGAUUUUGUGACGAGUUAGUCACCACUGAAGAGCAGAAGAUAUACUAUUAUUACAACAUGUUGAGUGCUGAAUACCGGGAGUUUAUGACUCCCUCAAAAUAUGAAACUCUCACAGAAAUCAUCAACACCGCUCAGAGCGGGAAAUCGAAUUAA